This is a messenger RNA of Tuber aestivum (summer truffle), 961 nucleotides long. The record is from the annotation of a GenBank genome assembly. Lineage: Eukaryota; Fungi; Ascomycota; Pezizomycetes; Pezizales; Tuberaceae.
AUCCUCGAAUGGAUCAAGGUCAACAACAUGUGGGAUUGAUUAAUGCCGAGCGCCCCCGGAAUGCCGAUAAUGGUUACCGUAUGGCACGGGGGGGCAUCAGCUCCCAUCAACCCAUUAUCAUAUGACAGGAAAGGGACUCCCAUUCGUCGCUCCCUCCACCUGCUCACCCCCUGCCAUCAAGAAAACACACUGCUCGUUCCCAGCCACAAUGCUGCACUCGCGCCCCACGCCUCACCAUAGGUGAUGCCCCAUCCCCUCCACCACCAUCCGUCGACUCCACCAUGACGGGCACUUUCGAGCUCGCUGUAAUCGACACCUCCUGCCUCGAGCCACCGUGCAAGAAACGCAGGCUCACCCACACUGUCGCCCUCGAUCUCUUCGAUUCACCGCGGCCCUCCUCUCCCGAGCCCCCCCAUGAGAAAACACCCCACGCUCAUCCCAGCCGCAAGGGAGGUGACGACAAUGACGAGAUGAUGGCGGAUGGAAUACUUCCGAUGGCGGCGGUCCCGGAUGUCAUAUCUACGGCCUACGAUGACUAUGUCUCGGCCCUGCCGCUGAACAUACUUUUCCAGGUGAAGGUCACGAAUAAUGCUGCCGCGAGGGAGGUGUUUCCCGAUGCACUGCUGGGUCAUUCCAUACGCUUGUACUACCCCGAAUAUAAGUCGUUCGCGCGGUUCAUGAGGGAAGGGAUUAUUGCGGGUCUACGCCUGGAGAGUGCCCGGGAUGUUAGGAACAUCAAGAUUGUCGCCAAGAAGGCUGGGGAGGUUGUCGCAGAGCUGGACAUCCUUUCGGACGGCGAGGUGUGGGAAAAGGCUAUGCGGGAAUUGAGGAAAAUAGGGAUUGGGAAACAUGGCGAAGGGGGAAGGAAGAUGGCGAGCAGUGUGCGGUUGACAUUGGGGUUGAAUUAUUGGGGGAGGUAGUAGUGGUAUUAUUAUUAUUAUUAUUGUUGUUGUUGUCGUUG